AGCAUGCCUUAUAGUUAUUAGCCUCUCUCUCUCUCUCUCUCUCUCUCAUUUGUGUCCGUAUUUUAUUCUAGUGUGUUUGACCAUGCCUGCUCAAGUGAUGCCUGAACAAACCUUCCAAGGAAUUCAUGGCUUAGGAAGGGAAAAUAGUCCUUCUCCCUCCUUCAAGAGGUUGGAGGGAAAGGUUGCAAUUGUCACCGGUGGCGCUAAAGGGAUCGGAGAAGCAACAGUGAGGCUCUUUGCUAGGCAUGGAGCUAAGGUAGUCAUUGCUGACAUUGAAGACACUCCUGGAACUGUACUAGCCAACUCAUUGUCUCCUUCAGUGACCUAUGUACAUUGUGAUGUUAGCUCGGAAGAAGACAUUGAAAACCUAAUCAAUUCAACGAUUUCUCGGUAUGGGCAGCUUGACAUCCUCUUCAACAAUGCAGGAGUGCUCGGCAACCAAUCAAAGCGAAAGAGCAUCGUUGAUUUGGACACGGACGAAUUUGAUCGUGUCAUGCGUGUGAACGUGCGAGGGGUAGCCCUAGGAAUGAAGCACGCGGCGCGUGCAAUGAUUCCUAGAGGAGGAGGAUGCAUAAUAUCGACGGCUAGUGUAGCCGGAGUCAUGGGAGGACUGGGUCCACACGCGUACACUGCUUCGAAGCAUGCCAUUGUGGGUCUGACAAAGAACUCGGCUUGUGAACUUGGGCGGUAUGGGAUUAGGGUCAAUUGCAUUUCGCCUUUUGGGGUAGCAACAACAAUGCUUGUUAAUGCAUGGAGGAGUACUAGUUAUGAAGAAGAUGGUGGUGGUGAUGGUGAUGAUGAGUGCAUGAGUUUUGGUGCACCUUGUGAGCAAGAAGUGGAGAAGAUGGAGGAGUUUGUGAGAGGGUUGGCUACCUUGAAAGGUCCAACUCUAAGGGCUAGAGAUAUAGCAGAGGCUGCCCUUUACCUUGCUAGUGACGAGUCUAAGUACGUAAGUGGUCAUAACCUUGUUGUGGAUGGUGGGGUUACCAUCUCAAGAAAUUGUGUUGGCUUGUAACACAUGCCAUAAUUUCAUUUGUAAUUGCAUUUUUUCCGUAAAAUUUGUAAUUCAAAAUUCAUAUGUACCAAGUGCACUUUUAGUCACAUAAUCAUAUUUUCAGAUUCUAGUA
Messenger RNA from Camellia sinensis, 1127 nucleotides. Its product is annotated as short-chain dehydrogenase reductase 2a. The record is from RefSeq and is a predicted model, not a curated record. Lineage: Eukaryota; Viridiplantae; Streptophyta; Magnoliopsida; Ericales; Theaceae. Gene Ontology annotation, molecular function: oxidoreductase activity, acting on the CH-OH group of donors, NAD or NADP as acceptor.